ACCAAAGAGCAUGCGCAAAGGAAUGGCCAAAUGACACCAAAGUUGUGCGACUCAUAACAGCAAUGGCGAGCGGAAAAAAGAGUGUUCCCUUGUCUUCGUUGGCGGUUUACGAUUCGGAUCCCGAUUCCGAUGCAGAGGCCGGAGAAACAGAGAUCCAUGGUGGGCUUGUGUCAGCCAGCUAUGGGGAUGAUGAUGUCAACCGGAUGGAGGAGGGUGAAGGAAGGGACUCUGCAGACGAGGACAGCGGUGACAGCUCCAGGAAUUCGGAAGAGGACGAAUCAGACCUUGAGGGGGGAGACCAAGAUGAUUUUAAGGAAAUUUCGGAAAGUGAGAAGAGAGACCCCAACGAACUGGUCGCCCAGUUUUCAGAAACGGUGAGGAACAUGUCACCGGAUGAUAUCCGGAUCCCACCCGAGCCGCCAGGACGCUGUUCCAACCACCUACAGGAGAAGAUCCAUAAACUUUAUGAACGUAAAUUACACGGUGACUUUGACACAAACAGCCACAUCCAGAAGAAGAAGGAGUUUCGCAAUCCCAGCAUUUACGAGAAACUUAUUCAGUACUGUGGCAUUGAUGAGCUUGGAACCAACUAUCCAAAGGACAUGUUUGAUCCGCAUGGCUGGUCUGAGGACUCUUAUUAUGAAGCUCUAGCCAAAGCUCAGAAAGUGGAGAUGGACAAGCUUGAGAAGGCUAAAAAGGAGCGGACCAAGAUCGAGUUUGUGACGGGCACUAAGAAGGGCACAACCACCAAUGCUGCGGCCCCCACUACCAACACAGCCAGCACCACGGCAACAGAGGCCCAGAAGAGGAAGAGCAAGUGGGACUCGGCCGUCCCGGUGACACUGGCGCAGCCAGCGCUGCUCACCACCACUGCCACUCUCCCCGGCGUCGUCUCGGUCACCACCACCGCCAGCGGCACCAAGACCACGGUCAUCUCUGCGGUCGGCACCAUCCUCAAGAAGGCCAAGCAGUGAGACGGCGUGGCGGGGCAUGGUGGUGUGGGGCGGGGCAGCGAGUCUGUGUAAAGGCCUGUGUGGGGCAGCCGCUGUUUUGGAAGUGGAGGGGAGACUCUGGAGGCGCCAUCGCCACGCCACCCCUGCUGGCCCGAUCUGCCCGAGCACGACGCUGAUCACGGAACACUUCUGUCUGAACACUCCCCCCCCCGCCCAGCUCCACUCUUUCUCCCACGUCAUCUAAUUUGUCUCUAACAGCCCCUUUCGCUUCUCGCUGAGUACUGAAUAGCCCUCUGUCAGGUUUGCCAGUUACAAGCCCUGGAAAGCAGACAGGAGCGUCAUCGGAAGCGCCUGGUUUCAUUUGUCUCUGCUCAGGAACCUAGAAAUGGGAAGUCGAUCCAUCUUACCGUUAAAAUCUUCUCACUGUUGUGUAUAUUUAUGUAGUUAUAUUGGCCGAUGGCGGUGGGGUCACAUCAUCUGUAUUUUUAUAGACAUUACAGGUUUCAGCUCAGUUCUGGGAUGAAUCUGCUGUUAAGAGAUUGGGUUCCUGUUUGAACCGGUCCAUCUGCCUCCUGAUCUGUUGGCUUGUACAUCAGUCUUGGACCCCCCACUCUUAUUUUUUUCUUUUUAUAAUUUUUUUGUCCUGGCAGUGAAACAGAGCGUCUGACAAGGUGUCUGACACAAUUGGAGAGAGGGUGCUUGGGGGGGAAAUCACUGCUGUUAAAAGACACCUUUUGAAAAUGUUGGAAUCAAGUGUGUUAGUAUUUUUGUCUCAUUUUAAUUGUUACUGGGAUUCUACGCCCUGGUAGUAUUUUUACACAUGUAUAUACUGCUUACUGUCAGUAAGGGAAAUAAAAAAAACUCCAUACCUUCUUUACAA
This is a messenger RNA of Anguilla anguilla (European eel), 1833 nucleotides long. RefSeq names its product SAP30 binding protein (gene sap30bp). Gene Ontology annotation, cellular component: nucleus. The transcript has 11 exons. The record is from RefSeq and is a predicted model, not a curated record. Bases 63 to 974 code for a protein of 303 amino acids. Gene Ontology annotation, biological process: regulation of DNA-templated transcription. Lineage: Eukaryota; Metazoa; Chordata; Actinopteri; Anguilliformes; Anguillidae.